Molecule: messenger RNA, 1191 nt
Organism: Thecamonas trahens ATCC 50062
Lineage: Eukaryota; Apusomonadida; Apusomonadidae
Exons: 2
Coding region: 1-1191 (396 amino acids)
Source: RefSeq, a predicted model, not a curated record
AUGGGCAAGGGCAUUCUUCGGAACAAGCUGACCAAGGAAGAGGCCAAGCUAAAGAGCAAGUACGCGAGAGCCAAGAAGCGCAAGGCAGCAGCCGAGGCCAAGGCGAGGAAGGCAGGCAAGAACAAGAGAGUGCGGGCAAGGAGGCGGAGUCGGGCAUGGGCCAAGGUAUUCAAGUCGUUGAAAAAGGACUCGACCGGACAUCGGCACAUUGCUCUCUUGCCAAACAACGAGGACCUUCGAGAGGCUCAUGAAAUUGCUCAUUUGAGACGGAAGCGGAGGUCUCAUCCUCAUGCCUCGGACAUCUCCUCAGCUACUUCGCUCGGCUCUCUCUCGGAUCGCUACCCGGAUUAUGAUCAUCCGGAUCGCAUCGUUCACGAGGUCGUCGUCAAGCACUCGUACCCGCAUCCUCCCCGCCGCGAGCGCUCCUUCUCACGAAGCUCGGCCCCAUCUGGCAUCCUUGUCGGCCGCGCGCCUGUCGUCCGCGGCAAGCACAACACCGAGUACAUCGUGGUUCCGCGGUCCAAGCUGAACCGUGGGCGCCGCAAACGGCACAAGCCCCCGCCAAAAGCCCGCAAGCGUAAGGUCGUCCUCGUCAAGCAGGGCUCCGACGGCGAAGAGGCCGAGCGGUUCGAGGCCUCGCUCGACGGCUCCCUCGUUCUCUCCACCCGCCGCCGGCCCAAGGGCAAACGCAAGGGUAAGCGAUCUCGCCUUGCUCGCGGUUCCUCCCGUCGCCGCAAGGCCGGCUCUUCGUCCGACGACUACGAGUACGGCGGCGAGUACGAGGAGAUGUACAAUUCGGAUCAGGAGGCUGCCGUCGCACGUCUCGAGCGCGAAGCUCUCAAGGCCGAGUUGAAGAUGGGCGACCUCGUCCGCAAGUCGGCCGCCCACAACCACGACCUCAUCCGAGACAUCGAUGACGUCGACCGCAAGCUCGUCCGAACUGCCGCGCACGCAGAAGUCGAGCUCGGCUCUUCCUCCUCCACCUCUGCAUCAUCCUCGGUCGCCGCCUCGGACCGCACCUCCGAGUCGUCGUCGUCCGCCCCACCCAAGCGCAAGACCAAGGCCAAGGGAAAGGCUAAGACCAAGGGAAAGACCAAGGGAAAGACCAAGGGAAAGACCAAGACCAAGGGUAAGACCAAGGCCAAGGGCAAGUCCAAGGGCAAGAAGUCCAAGACAAGAAGCCGACGAUAA